This is a messenger RNA of Lodderomyces pseudojiufengensis, 768 nucleotides long. RefSeq lists its product as uncharacterized. The record is from RefSeq and is a predicted model, not a curated record. The transcript has a single exon. Gene Ontology annotation, cellular component: microtubule plus-end; nucleus; cytoplasm. Gene Ontology annotation, molecular function: microtubule plus-end binding. Lineage: Eukaryota; Fungi; Ascomycota; Pichiomycetes; Serinales; Debaryomycetaceae. Gene Ontology annotation, biological process: cytoplasmic microtubule organization. Bases 1 to 768 code for a protein of 255 amino acids.
AUGAGUGAUUUAAAUGUGUUUGUCACCUCAGAUUUAACUUCAUCGGAAAGAAGGAUUUCACCUCAAUGGAAUUUAAAAUACCUCAAACAAAAAUUAGAACAAAUAACAGGAAUUGAACCUCAAAAUCAAUUAAUUCAAUAUUUUCCAAAUAAAUAUUCAAAUGAGUUUAUUAAAAUCACAACACAACCCAAUGAAAAUGAUGAAGAUGUAUUAUUAUCAAGUAUAAACAUCAAAAAUUAUAGUAGAAUUCAUAUAAUUGAUUUAGAUCCAAAUUCAACUACAAAUCAAAUAUCAUCUGUUAUAUCCCCAUCAGUACAAAAUCAACAAGAAGAAUUCAAAUUAUCGGAAGAAGAAUAUCAAAAAAGACAAGAUUCAGUAUUGUCAUGGAAACAAUCCCAAAAAUUAGGAAGAUUUGAUCCUGAUUAUGAAAUUUUGCAAAAAAAAAUAGAAAAAGAAAAUCAAGAACAACUAAGUAAAAUAAAAGUAGGAUUAAGAUGUAGAGUUAUAAAUAUUGAAGGAGAAAGACGUGGAACUGUAAAAUUUGUAGGGAAAAUUGAAGAUUUAGAUCAAAGUAAAAAUGAUUGGGUUGGGAUUGAAUUUGAUGAACCUGUAGGUAAAAAUAAUGGUGAUAUUGAUGGUAUACAAAUUUUUGUAUGUAAACCAAAACAUGGGAGUUUCGUUAAACCGAAACAAGUUGAAGUUGGAGACUUUCCUGAGAUAGAUCCAUUCGAUGAAGAUGAUGAUGAAGAUAUGGAUGAAGAAUUGUAA